ACGGCUCGCAGUAGAAAACCGAGCGCAUGCGUCGCCGUCGUGGGAGACGUCCGUCCCGCAGAAUCAUUUCGCGCCGCGACGCCAAGAGCGGCACCCCGCAUCCGUGUAAACGCGGCUGGUCCAUGUGCGUACGACGUCGUUCGUCGCGUGCACGUCGUCGACGAGCAGGACGACGAGCGUAACGUAUAAUCUUGCCCCGGUAUACGACGUGAGCGUGUCGACCCCCCCGUGCGUGUACGAUCCGAUCUACGGUGAUCCAGUGAACGGUCGAUCAAAUGAAAGUAUUGAAUGAGUGUCACUCAGGAAUUUCGUUCAUCCUUUGGACGCAUUAACGAGGGAAAGACUGGGUGAGAAAGAAAAUGCGGAGGGUGAGCAACAACGAUCGCGGAACCCGGCUCGCGAUGAUCGCAAAGGAUCCACGUGUGAUGAAGCGUGGGUUUCGUCGCGGUUACGGCAGCCGAGCUUUCGACACGGUGCUGGUUAAACCGCGCCUCUGAGGAUCUUGCGGGAUUUUCCGGCUCGCCGCUCGCGCUCUGCGGAUUCCUUGAUUCCGCGCGAACAACCGUGUAUCGGCAAUCCGUCCGCGGGAUUUGACGCGUGAUUUAUUGCACGCGCGAGUUUCCGUGGAUUGUUUCUGCUGCGGUUCUCCGGAUUUCGGUUACCACGCGAGAUUGCCCCGCGUUAUCCUUCGCCCGAAUUUAUAGCGCACGCGGACGAUUAACUGUACCCACCCCGGCGCCCGCCGCCCGAUUGGAUAACCCUUUUUCUCGGUGCUGGUCCCAGCCUCGGCUGGUGGUACCUCGCGAGUUCCGUUUUCCUGUACGACCGUCGACGUCACAGUGAAUUUACUAAUCACGGUAGUUGCCGACUGGUGCGAGUCGCGUGAAGCAAUCUCGCUGAGUGAAAGUACGAGAUACGUGUGAAACGUGCGAAGGCUACCGAGUGCGAAGGGGCUCCGGUGGCUCAUUUCGAAGCCGAUUCAACCCGAUCCGACCCAUAAAUCUCUCCCGGUGUGUACCAGGUUCAGCUGAUAAAAACGAUCGGCGGUGAGGACGAUUGAACAAAGUGUUAAAAAUGCUGUGUCGUUGGCUCACCGUUCUGAUACUCGCUGCUUUUCUCCUGGUUAUCGAAGGGAUCGCGGUCACUCAAGGCACUUUCGCGCGGGAUCAAAAGUUGUUGGGCGCGAACGUCUUCGGCACUCAGAACGUCACCAACCCGCCGACGUUCGAAAUGAACAUGCCGCGAAACGUGACCACCGCGGUCGGCCAGACCGCUUUUCUUCAUUGCAGAGUUCAUCAGCUCGGUGAUAAAGAGGUGUCCUGGAUGCGUAAGAGGGACAUGCAUAUCCUGAGCGCGGGCAUCCUUAUGUACACAUCCGAUCUGAGGUUCCAAGUGAUCCAUCCGGACAAGUCCGAGAACUGGACGCUGCAGAUCAAGUCGCCCCAGAUACGGGACUCCGGGGUUUACGAAUGCCAGGUCAGCACUGAGCCGAAGAUGUCGUUGAACUACAGCCUCAACGUGGACGCGGCAGGAGCCAGAAUACUCGGGCCAUCGGACCUGUACGUGAAAACCGGGAGCCUCCUCACGUUGACUUGCUUAAUGUCUCAGGGGCCUCACGAUCUGGGGACAGUGGCUUGGUACCGCGGUAAUGAACCGGUGGUAACGUCGCCGCAUUCGGAGAACGACGUUAACGGCGAGCCUCGCAUCACUGUCAAAACCGAAUGGAGUGGCGCACUCACGUCAAGGUUGAAGAUCACCCACGCGAAAUCGAGCGACUCUGGGAAUUAUAGUUGCGUGCCCACUGUGGCACAGAGAGCCAUCGUCAACGUGCACGUUAUCAAUGGAGAGCAUCCAGCUGCAAUGCAGCACGGGAACACGGCAGCAGGCUCGCCAGCAUCGAAGACGGUCCUCGUAAUGCUCGCCUUCUUUUUGGGUCAAUUGAGAUAAUGUGUGUUCUCGUACGUGUCCGUACGUGUGCGUCUUCAACCUGUUUGUGUGCGCGUGCUCCGUGUGCGUGUGCGAAUGUCGGCCCGUGUCUGUGUGUGCGCGUGAAUGGGGAAGGGUGGUGUGCACGUGCGAGUUUACGCGGACAUUAACGAGUCUUUACCGAGCAUUAACUGAAAUUCGAUGGAUCGUUGGACACAAUAAAACGUAGACACCUACCCCUCACCCUGUUUGUACCUUGAUCGAAAUUAAAUUGGCGGCCGAGCAUGUCACGGAACGAUCAUCGAUGAAGAAGCUUUCGCCAUCUGCAACGCCGAGGUAUGUUUCACGAAGGAACCUGAUUAUUAAGACAGUUUUAUAUCCGUGAAUAUGGUUCGUGAAAUGAUCAGUAACUGGUGGUUGGUUUCUUAAUCUUUUAAUUAAUAAUAAUUGAAAAGCAUUUUAUAAUUAGUAAAUGAAACGUUAAUUUGUAAAUUUUUAAUAUUCAAACGGGAACAAAUUUUUAAUCACAUUAAGAAUGUUACUUCUUUGAAUGUAUCGCGUUAUUUCUAUCUACAAUUUUUUCGAUAGAGUUUUCGAAAUGAAAGCUUUUAGGAAAAUUGAAACCAGGAUGAACAGACGUCGCAAAAAUAAUAAGAAACAUAUUAUUUGAAAUUGUUUAAUUAAUCUCUUAUUACGAUUCUUUAUCUAACGGUCGUGUGAGAAGUUCCAAAUUUCACAAUUACAGACGUUAAGGAAGAAUAAUCUAUAGUCUGAAGUAUAACAAAUAUACUGGAAGAUCACACGAGAAAGUCCAUUAUUAAACAGUUCUCCGGUUCGCGUUAGUUUCGUAAACUAGUUUGCACUCCACGGAAUGAAAGGAUAACGUUGCAAACAACGCGAUGUUUGCUCCUCUUUCUAAGAGAAUUAAAGACCGCUGAUGAAAAAAGUUUGUCGAUAUUUUUCCACGGAUAAACCCCGGCCCGGGUAAUUCUCGAUACGAAUUAAGGGUACAAACAAGCUCGAAAGCUAUUUUCUUAGAGGAUUCCGUAGAGGAACUCGAGAAAUCUAGGAAACAUAUUGAGUUUCUCAAACUGAAAAUAAUUAUAUUAAAUUAUGUAGUUACAUACGACCAUAAUUUAUUUUUAUUAAUUUUAUAAACAUUAUCAUGUACGUUUAUAUAAAAAUAAUCAUUGAUUUCAUUUAAUUUCUAGUCAGAUUGUUGAUAUUUACUUCUCAUACAGUUUUUAAAUAUAUGUUAAAAGAUACGAACACUAUGAGAUUUGUGAAACUGUUGAACGGAAUGUUGGAUAAUAUUGAACAACAGAAAGCUUCUUCCGAUCGGUUUUCUCACGACUAGGCAACAGAAUUAACGUAACAACGAUGGAGAUUUCCUCCGAGCACACAUCAUGCUGUUCCAUUGAUUUAAAUGUUAAUUAAGUGCGAGAAGGAUCGUCGAUGAAGGAACUCUGUCGAAGCCGGUUCCGCGUGGAGGUCACGGCUAAACCCAGUGCAUCCAUAGGAAAGGAAGAGCUCUAUUGAAAAUAAAAAAAAAAACGUCGUCGUAGUUAUCCCGGGUUCGAUAUGUGUAAUAACUUGCAGGUAACAUGCAUUCUAGUGUCGUUGAAAUAAUGGAAAACGAAGUAUGUGCCGCGGUGACGUUCGUGUACGCACAAGGUACAUUAUAAAUGACGAUUCAACGAUCAACGUAAAGGAUAAUUUACGUGUUUAAGAUUGUGAACGUGUGCUCGAAUAUAUGAAUAAUUCGAUGUGUAUGUUCGCGAAUUAGUAGGGACGAUUAUUAUACAUAUGUAUAUUGUAAUCGUUGCGAAGCGAUCGUUAGAGAACUAAAAAAGGGAGGCUCUUUCGUUCGUUCGUUCGUUUUAAUGAAUAUGUUAAUGAAUGUGCAAAUCUUCUGCGAGAUACAGGAAUCACUUCGUCUCGUUGUUUUGUCAUUAAAAAAAAUGAAACGUAAUACCAAUGAAUAUUCAAUUUUUCUGCUGACCUCACGGUUGUUAUGUACUAAUUAAAUAGUUCGCAAACAACGAAAUUUUAUACGUGAAUUGAAUACCUAUAUGAUCUUUUUAAUAUUCGAUAUCUCGUAAUAUGAUUUUUUUAAUAUUUUAUAUUAUGAUCUUUGGAUCUUUCUUCAUCCCUGGUUCCUCUGUAAGUAGAACUUUCAGCUUCGACAAAGGAACGCUGACAUUAUUUUGUAACGCAAGCCAAAAAAUAUUGACAAGGGAUUCUCCCACGGAUGCUCGUGGUUCCGAAAGAAAUUCUGAUAUUACUAGCUGUACCGCGAUAACACACGUUUUCGGGUAAAACUCGCGUCGGAUCUCGCGACAAAUCGAAUUUCACGCUUCGUUCUGGGUUUCCUUCAACGAAACGUACUUCAUUCCGUCGCGGAUACAUGAUGGAACAGCAAAUUCUAUACCAAAUUCAAGAAAGAAGCUCGAACACGGCGCGUUCGAGUUAUUUCCUCUCUCUUAUUUUUUACCGUAUAAAAACUGAAGGUCUCAGAACUAAAGGCAAUUAAAAUUAAUCAUUUAAGAAUAAGCUUUUCAGAAGUUUCAGUCGUAAUCAGAACUUCGAUAAGGAAAAUAAAAGAGGGAAUCAAUUUCUUUAGAGAGUAAUGUCGAUUCCGAGCACGGAUUUCCAUUGUCUUUACGGCACGCAAGGAAAAAUUGUGGAAAUCAACGAACUAGGGGAAUGAAACCGAGGGGCGGGAAGGGGAUUCAGCUCUUUUACGAGGAACACGCGCAUCAACAACGCGGAUUACAAAUUUUAUUGCGGUAGCCAAACUGGAAACGUUCGUAUGCGAUCUUGGUAUUUUUGUGCCGACGGGAUUUUGUCUGGUUGUUCACCGCACCGGUGAAAUAACUUGGUCUCGUAUCUGAAUGCGAAAGGAGCUCUUGAAAGAGAGAAAACAAUGCCAAGGAUUUACGCUGGCAUUAGAAUUUUCUUUUUAACAUUUACCUAUGCUUUUCCAUUAUUUUUACGUAUCUUAAUUGGCCUGUGAUUUAAUAAGGAUUCCGAAACUCGGAAUCAAUAUUUCCGAUAAUAAAAAGGGGACAUUGGAAGCUGAUGAGCUAUUUUGAAAAAUAUUCGACGAAAGAGUUAGCGAUGUGCUGCUGAAAUUAAAAUUAUUUAUUUUCGUUUUACAUUUUUGCUGUCCUCAUUAUUAUUCGCUUGUUUUA
Messenger RNA from Ceratina calcarata, 5120 nucleotides. RefSeq names its product defective proboscis extension response 1 (gene dpr1). NCBI's taxonomy places the organism in Eukaryota, Metazoa, Arthropoda, Insecta, Hymenoptera, Apidae. Bases 1075 to 1947 code for a protein of 290 amino acids. The record is from RefSeq and is a predicted model, not a curated record. Gene Ontology annotation, biological process: synapse organization. The transcript has 6 exons. Gene Ontology annotation, cellular component: neuron projection membrane.